This is a messenger RNA of Aspergillus thermomutatus, 822 nucleotides long. RefSeq lists its product as uncharacterized. The transcript is spliced from 2 exons. The coding region runs from base 1 to 822 and encodes 273 amino acids. NCBI's taxonomy places the organism in Eukaryota, Fungi, Ascomycota, Eurotiomycetes, Eurotiales, Aspergillaceae. The record is from RefSeq and is a predicted model, not a curated record.
AUGCUGAACGGCGUGAAAAGUCAAGUCGCGGGCGACGGGGACUCCUUCCGACUGAUUUCCUCGAUGGUCGAAAAGACGAAUAAGUUGGUGAUGCAAUUCAGGGUAAUCAAGAAACAGCUCAUGAAUAGUAAGUCUGGUCCCGAUUUCGGCCGAUAUUCAGAGAGGGAGAAGGAAUUUGACGAGGACGAAGCGCGGAAUCCCUUUGGGGGCGUGCCUGAGGCAGCGGGAAAUGGCAAUAGUCACAGCGCCAGCGACUCAUCGCGACGUAAUGGCUCAAAAGAAAAAGGAAGGGGAGGAAAUACGCACAAGCGGGCGCGAGUGGACGAGGACGUAAACGAGGACAUGGACGUCAUGCAGGCAGAGGUCCAGCCGAUGCAGGCGCAGGAGGACCGGGCAUACGCGGCGAUUUCUCGGUCUUCGAAGCGCAAGCGGCUGGAUCUGGCUAUUCCCGGCGCCGAGCAGGAAGUCGCAGAUGUGUUGCCUGUCUCGUUAGAGACGGAGGAUAUUUCAGAGGAAGUCCAGCGGCGAUUGAAGAUCAAGGAGGAGCGACGCAAGAAGAGAGAUGCUAAGCCCGAAAAGAGGAAAAGGGAUAGUCUUGCGUCGAACGGGAGCGCCACCGCUUCGUCGCCUGGCGUUGUCUCGAGGCCUAGGAAGAAGAAGGUCAAGACUAGUGGUGCAGGAAAGGAGGGGAGCGCUGCGACCCCCAAUUCUCCUUCGCAGGCAGCAGGUGGCAAAUUUGGAGGGAGAAAGCGCGACCCUGAGAUUCUGGACGAAACGUCAUCGACGUCAGAAAUGAAGAAAAGACAGCGAAAAGCUUCCUGA